Molecule: messenger RNA, 1892 nt
Organism: Populus euphratica (Euphrates poplar)
Lineage: Eukaryota; Viridiplantae; Streptophyta; Magnoliopsida; Malpighiales; Salicaceae
Product: probable polyamine transporter At1g31830
Exons: 2
Coding region: 406-1794 (462 amino acids)
Biological process (GO): transmembrane transport
Cellular component (GO): membrane
Molecular function (GO): transmembrane transporter activity
Source: RefSeq, a predicted model, not a curated record
UUCGUGUGGAAUUGUUUGAGAUAUUGAUAAAUCUAGUUUGAAACAAGAGUCUCAAGUUCUACUCAAGUGAUUGAAACUGCUUGCAAGAAAACUGAGCUUGCCAUUGUAAAAGACAGUCUCGGGGAGGAAUUUUGCAUCGCCAUCUUGUUCAUUCAGGAGUACUUUUGUGAGCAUGGAAAGUUUUUUUUAUCCUCUCUGUUGGAGAUUCGAGAAGGGAAAUGAUAGAGGGGACUAGGCAGUUUGAGUCGGAUUCAAGUUAUUUGUGCUGAUUUCUCGUAUCUCUUCAGUUAUGCAGAGCUUAGUAAAAGAAUAGCAGUUUAAAAAGAACGUUUUGAUCUAUAAAUGUGAUACCAUUUCUUGAUUUAGAAUCAUAGAGAUUCGUUGACUAACCAAAAUUCCGUUGCUAUGGGGGAGCCGAACAAUGCUGGGUACGUAGCUUUAGGGGAAGCAUCCUUCCCAACAUUAGAUAAGUUCCAGAAGGUUUCAGUCAUACCUCUUGUUUUUCUUAUAUUUUAUGAAGUUUCUGGGGGACCAUUUGGAGUUGAAGACAGUGUCCAGGCAGCUGGACCUCUUUUAGCUCUUCUUGGUUUUUUGCUUUUUCCACUUAUAUGGAGCAUUCCAGAAGCCUUGAUAACUGCAGAAAUGGGUACCAUGUUCCCAGAGAAUGGUGGAUAUGUAGUUUGGGUUUCAUCAGCGCUGGGUCCUUAUUGGGGGUUUCAGCAAGGUUGGAUGAAAUGGCUAAGUGGUGUUAUUGAUAAUGCACUAUACCCGGUUUUGUUUCUGGAUUAUCUGAAAUCGGCAAUCCCGGCAUUGGAGGGUGGUAUCCCUAGGAUAGUAGCAGUGCUGGCUCUGACUGCGGCUCUAACUUACAUGAACUACAGGGGUUUAAGCAUAGUGGGGUGGGUUGCUAUACUGUUAGGGGUGUUUUCUCUGCUUCCUUUUGUGCUCAUGGGACUAGUUGCAAUCCCCAAACUGGAGCCAUCAAGGUGGUUUGUGGUGGAUUUCAGCAAUGUGGACUGGGGUUUGUACUUAAACACACUGUUCUGGAACCUCAACUACUGGGACUCAAUCAGUACUCUUGCAGGAGAGGUCGAAAACCCGAAUAAAACUCUUCCAAAAGCUCUUUUUUAUGCUCUUAUAUUGGUUGUUUCUGCAUACUUUUUUCCUCUUUUAAUUGGUACUGGAGCAGUACCACUUGAUCAGGAAAUGUGGUCUGAUGGGUAUUUUUCAGAAGUUGCUAAAAUUUUAGGUGGUGUCUGGUUGAGAUCUUGGAUCCAAGGGGCUUCUGCCUUUUCAAACAUGGGCAUGUUUGUGGCAGAGAUGAGCAGUGACUCUUUCCAGCUUCUAGGGAUGGCUGAGCGUGGGAUGCUUCCCGAGAUCUUUAGCAAGAGGUCUCGUUAUGGAACCCCUCUUACUGGGAUUUUAUUCUCUGCAUCUGGAGUGAUUUUGCUAUCAUGGUUGAGCUUCCAAGAGAUUGUUGCUGCAGAAAACUUCUUGUACUGUUUUGGAAUGAUUAUGGAAUUUAUAGCAUUUGUGAAAUUAAGGAUGGACUAUCCAGCGGCACCAAGGCCUUAUAAGAUACCUGUUGGAACAGUUGGAGCAAUUUUGAUCUGCAUUCCUCCUACCUUGUUAAUUUUAGUGGUAUUGACACUUGCUUCUCUCAAAGUCAUGGCUAUCAGCAGCGUUGCUUUGAUUAUAGGGCUUAUCAUGAAGCCUUGUCUUGAUUAUGCAGAGAAGAAAAGGUGGUUCAGGUUUUCUAAAAAUUCUGACCUUUCAUCCAUCCAUUCUGUGUAAUGAACCAUGAAUGCUUGUUACAAUUUUGAUUUUCCCCUUCCUCUUUUUUUCCCUGUUCAUCUGAAAUGUGAAUGCAAUGCUAGCAUUCUUUAUCCGCU